Molecule: messenger RNA, 849 nt
Organism: Lolium perenne
Lineage: Eukaryota; Viridiplantae; Streptophyta; Magnoliopsida; Poales; Poaceae
Biological process (GO): ubiquitin-dependent protein catabolic process; ERAD pathway
Cellular component (GO): VCP-NPL4-UFD1 AAA ATPase complex
Molecular function (GO): polyubiquitin modification-dependent protein binding
Source: RefSeq, a predicted model, not a curated record
AUGAAGAACAAUGAGGCGGACCACGAUCAGUCCAAGAAGCAGGACGAUUUCAUGGACUGGGAGGCGUACCUCCUCUCGCAGCGCUCGCGCACGGUCUACGCGCAGUACCUGCGGUGCCGGCCCAUGUGGCUGCUCGCGGCGGCGGCGGGCUACGACGACGGUAACCGGGUAGUCAUGCCGCAGUCGGCGCUGGACCGGCUCGGCUCCGUGGAGGUGGAGUACCCGCUGGUCUUCAAGAUCCACAACGCCGCCAACCCCCACCAAGCCUCCCACGUCGGCGUGCAGGAGUUCGUCGCCGAGGAGGGCUUCGUGCACGUGCCCACCCACACCAUGGCGCGCCUCGGCCUCCACCACCACCACCACGACCACCUCGUGCUGCUCACCUGCACGUCCCUCCCCAAGGCGACCCACCUCAAGCUGCGGCCGCACACCUCCGGCUUCCUCACGGUCAAGCACCCCAAGGAGCUCCUCGAGCGCAACUUCGCCAGGUACAGCUGCGUGACCGUCGGCGACACCGUCACCGUCGUCGCGGACGGCGACGCGCGGUACCUGCUCGACGUCGUCGAGGCCAGGCCCGCCCACGCCGUGUCCACCCUCGAGACCGACUGCGAGGUCGACUUCCUCCCGCCGCUCGACUACGUGGAGCCCGCGCGCGCGUCGGCGGCGUGGAAGUCGACCAAGGAGUUCAGCGUCGGCCCCGGCGAGGUCGCCACCGUCGACUUCGAGCCCCCCGCGGACAUGGUCGGCGGCCGGCGGUUCUCCGGCAAGGUGGGGCAGAAGACUGGUGACGGCGACAAGGGCAAGGAGGACGGACGGUUCACCGGGCGGAAGUACUCUCUGCGAGACUGA